GAGUCCAACCCGCCCUCGACAGGUUUCAAUUAUUCCCUUCCGUGCUUUAACUCUGCUUUCCCCCCUUUAGACUGGGUGUGUUAUUUUUACUCUCCUGUGUGAAAGUCGCGAGGACAUAGACCACGAUGGAAUAAUAAUUCCCUGAGGAUCGCAGUGAACGUAAUAAGGAAAAAGCUGAACUGAGGGUGCGCGGCAGCAACAUCGAAACUGAAAGUGGUUUGAAUCCGGAAGUGGUGAGUGUGAACAUGGCUUCCAGAGAACAGGUCCAGAGUUUGAUCGAGGAGGCAAUUUGUUCCAUUUGUCUUGAUUUCUUCAUUGAUCCGGUUUCACAGGAUUGUGGACACAACUUCUGCCGCUCCUGUAUCACCCAGUGUUGGGAAAAGAAGCAGCUAAACUCCUGCCCGGAAUGUAGAGAGGAGUUUCCGGAAAGAAACCUCAGGGUAAAUCGAGCCUUAGCGAAUCUGGCCGAGAAAGCUCGAAAAUUAAAGCUGGAUCCGAAAGAGAAGGAAAGUAAACUUCACUGUGAGGAACAUCAGGAAGAACUGAAGCUGUUUUGUGAAACUGACAAGAAAUUGAUCUGUGUGAUUUGUAGAGAUUCGCGGAAACACAGAGAGCACCGCUUCCUGCCGAUUAAAGAAGCUGUUGAAAUCUACAAGGAUCAGCUGAAAUCUUCCUUGGAUUCUCUCACACAGAAGAAAUCGGCGGUUCUAGAAACGGAACAGAAACAGAAGCGGAAGAUUUCCGAAGUCAGGGAACAGUCGAGCAGUCUGCAGACCCACAUCACAUCCGAGUUCACUAAAAUGCACCAGAUUCUCACUGAGAAAGAGCAGCGACUACUCAGAGAUCUCAGGGAAGAAGAGGAGAGGAUUCUAGAAAUAAUGGAGAAAAACCUUCGAGAGAUUGAGGAGAAUUUAAAUUCUAUUGAGGAGAAGCUCUUAAAGUUGCAGAAAGAGAUGGAGCACAAGGACGAGUUGAUAUUUUUGAAGGAGGAAGCUUGUCGGAAGAGAAGGAUUAGUGAUGAGAUUAAGAAUUUCUCAGUAGCAGAUGCUGCAGCACUGUCUAUCGGAAAGUUCAAAGGACCAUUACAGUACACAGCAUGGAGGGAAAUGAUCAAUUCCAUUGACCCUGCUCCAGCCUCUCUGACUCUGGAUCUGAACACUGCGAAUUCCUGGCUCAUCCUGUCUGUGGACCGGACCAGUGUGAGACUCGGAGACGAACUGCAGCGGCUCCCUGACACCCCGGAGAGGUUUGAUCCUGGGGUCUGUGUCCUGGGAUCAGAGGGAUUCACAUCAGGGAGACAUUACUGGGAGGUGGAGGUGGGGGAGGAGACUGAGUGGUGGCUCGGAGUGGCCCGAGAGUCUGUGAACAGGAAAGAAUUAAUCUACCCGAUCCCCGAGUCCGGAUCCUGGGCUGUGUGGCUGGAUCCUGGAAUUGGUUAUUUUGCCGCCACCUCCCCCUCACCGACCUCACUCACUCCGAGUGUGAAUCUCCGGAAGAUCGGGGUUUUCCUGGACUAUGAGGGUGGACAGGUGUCAUUUUACAAUGCGGACAACAUGUCCCAUCUCCACACUUUCACCCACACUUUCACUGAGAGAAUCUUUCCCAUCUUCAAUCCGGGACCGAAUGACGACGGGAAUAACUCGGCCCCGCUGAGAAUCUGCGGGAUUCAAGGUCACUAACAGAUCCAUCCCAUAAUCUCACAGCGUCUCCCUGCCCCCUGCCAGCUGUAAGAUGAUGGGUGUCGCUCUCAGUCUCAGGUGGAGAGAGAAGCCAGGUUAACAUCCCGGCUGUAAACCCUGUCUGGGAACUGGGAACUGGAAGAUCAGCGAAGACCUCUGUAGGGCUGUGGGAAAGAAGGAGGGGGAGAGAAGAAACAAAUAGAAGCUCAAUUGUAGAGAGGAACUUACUGGGUAGAAUGAGCUGUGAACUGCAGGAACCCGGUGACCUUCCUGCCUGUAAUGUUGCUCCACAGGCGGAAGGUGGUGGGACAUCAGCUUGUUUGAGAUGAAUCAGUUCAGUGAUUCUCAAACUAGGGUCCAAGAAAUAAUUUCUCCAGAGGGUGGGAGAGAGAUAGAAGCACAAGAGGGAGAGGAAGUGAAGUGGGGGAAAUAACAAGCUCCCCGCUUUGUAUAAAUUCCCAGGAGUUAGUGUUAGUUCUGCAUGAACAGCUGUCAAGAUUUCCACCCCCAAACCUCCCGAAUUCUCUCCCUUCUUCACGGUGAUGGACAUUUCGGCUGUCAUGGUUUUCAGCGGUGAGCUCACAUUUCCUUUCGGUAGGAGGGGGAGGUGGAAGUCCAGCUGCUGCUGUGAUACUAGUCUGUCUUCAAUUUGGCUCAGACAGUGAGCAAGUGCCGUUAUCAUACUCUCUGGCCUGCUGAGUAUUUCUAUCAUUUUCUGUUUAUAUUAAUCUCUAAUUGGUUUGUUUCUUGUAAUCGCGAUAAAACUAUCAGUCUGACUUUCUUCAAACUCUCACCAUGUUUCAAUAAAACUGAGAAACUGGACUGGGUUUGUACAGGUCUGUAAAUAUUGCCUAGACUGUCAUAUCCAAGUGGGUACUCUGUAAUAAAAUUGGAGGGGUGUUUGUGGUUUGUUUUACAUUAAAAUGUGAACGUGCUUUGAGACUGUUUGAGCAUGUCAAUGAUGUGACUCUGCUGUGAAUACUAAUGUGAUAAUCUGUCUGUAUUGAACGUGAUGUGUGAACUGAUCGGGUAUGUAUGUCAUUAACAGGCAGUGUUAACCACGUGAAAAGUAGUUCAGUUGCUGCACUAGAAUGUUUGUCAUGGUCUUUCUCAUGAACUGAAGCUCCUCCGAGUGCAACAUGAUCAUUUGAAUAUCAUUGCAAUUUUUGCGAUGGUCAUUUUGAAAUGUUCUUUUAGAAGUUUUAGGAAUAAAGUAUAUUUUGCAAAAAAAAGUGGAGUCACAAUUAUAAUUUAUCUCUGGUUUGUCUGCUCUGCCUCAUGACUGUCCGUGUCAGUGAAAUAAUCCUUAAAUCACUAGUAUGUAUUUACCUAUUUUAUUAAAAACAUUAUUAAAGCUCUGUACAUGUAA
Messenger RNA from Carcharodon carcharias (great white shark), 3048 nucleotides. Its product is annotated as zinc-binding protein A33-like. The transcript has 6 exons. The record is from RefSeq and is a predicted model, not a curated record. Bases 246 to 1679 code for a protein of 477 amino acids. Lineage: Eukaryota; Metazoa; Chordata; Chondrichthyes; Lamniformes; Lamnidae. Gene Ontology annotation, molecular function: protein binding; zinc ion binding.